AUGGUAGCCAUCACCAUCACCAUCAGUAUCGCCGUCACCACCCUCACCUUCAGCUCCACCGCCACAACCAACACACCAUCUCCGGUGACCAUAAGAUCCUUUCCUGCACGUCCCCGGAGCCGUUUCCUUGCUGAGAAAGAGCCCAACCCUAGAGCUGCAGAUCACUGUAAGAAAGACGACGAGAUUUGUUACGUCUUGGAAGGAAAAAACUCAACAUGCUGCAAUAACAAGUGCAUGGAUUUGAGCGAGGAUAAGCAUAACUGUGGAGCCUGCAAGAAAAAGUGCAAGUUUACAAGCUCGUGUUGCAAUGGAGAAUGCGUAAACUUGGCGUAUGACAAGAGGCAUUGUGGAUCGUGUGGCACUAAGUGCAUGCCUGGUGGUUACUGCAUAUACGGUCUCUGCAACUACGCCUAA
Messenger RNA from Lactuca virosa, 414 nucleotides. The record is from the annotation of a GenBank genome assembly. NCBI's taxonomy places the organism in Eukaryota, Viridiplantae, Streptophyta, Magnoliopsida, Asterales, Asteraceae.